UCACUUCGGUCUCUGACUGGACCUGAGGACGCGGGGAGGGGCUGUCUCUAGGAGACGCCAGACUGUAGGCACUGCCAUGGCCCCUGUGCUUAGCAAGGACGCGGCGGACAUCGAGAGCAUCCUGGCAUUAAAUCCUCGAAUACAAACUCAUACAACUCUGCGUUCCACGUCAGCCAAGAAAUUAGACAAGAAACAUUGGAAAAGAAACCCUGAUAAGAACUGCUUUGACUGUGAGAAGCUGGAGAAUAAUUUUGAUGACAUCAAGCACACGACUCUUGGUGAGCGAGGAGCUCUCCGAGAAGCAAUGAGAUGCCUGAAAUGUGCAGAUGCCCCCUGUCAGAAGAGUUGUCCAACGAAUCUAGAUAUUAAAUCAUUCAUCACAAGUAUCGCAAACAAGAACUAUUAUGGAGCUGCUAAAAUGAUUUUUUCUGACAACCCACUUGGUCUAACUUGUGGCAUGGUAUGUCCAACCUCUGAUCUUUGUGUAGGUGGAUGUAAUUUAUAUGCCACUGAAGAGGGUCCAAUUAAUAUUGGUGGAUUGCAGCAGUUUGCUACUGAGGUGUUCAAAGCAAUGAAUAUCCCACAGAUCAGAAAUCCUUCUCUGCCUCCUCCAGAAAAAAUGUCUGAAGCCUAUUCUGCAAAGAUUGCUCUUCUUGGUGCUGGGCCUGCAAGUAUAAGUUGUGCUUCUUUUUUGGCUCGGUUAGGCUACUCUGACAUCACCAUAUUUGAAAAACAAGAAUAUGUUGGAGGUUUAAGCACUUCUGAAAUCCCUCAGUUCCGACUGCCAUAUGAUGUAGUGAAUUUUGAGAUUGAGCUUAUGAAGGACCUUGGCGUGAAGAUAAUUUGUGGUAAAAGCCUUUCAGUGAAUGAAAUGACUCUUAGCUCUUUGAAAGAAGAAGGAUACAAAGCUGCUUUCAUUGGAAUAGGUUUACCAGAACCCAAUAAAGACAACAUUUUCCAAGGCCUGACGCAGGAACAAGGGUUCUACACAUCUAAAGACUUUUUGCCACUUGUAGCCAAAGGCAGUAAAGCAGGAAUGUGUGCCUGUCACUCUCCAUUGCCAUCCAUACGGGGAGCCGUGAUUGUACUCGGAGCUGGAGACACUGCCUUUGACUGUGCAACAUCCGCUUUGCGUUGUGGAGCCCGCCGCGUGUUCGUCGUCUUCAGAAAAGGCUUUGUUAAUAUAAGAGCCGUCCCUGAGGAGGUGGAGCUUGCUAAGGAAGAAAAGUGUGAAUUUUUGCCUUUCCUAUCCCCACGGAAGGUUAUAGUAAAAGGUGGGAGAAUCGUUGCUAUGCAGUUUGUCCGGACAGAGCAGGAUGAAACUGGAAAAUGGAAGGAAGAUGAAGAGCAGAUUGUCCAUCUGAAAGCUGACGUGGUCAUCAGUGCCUUUGGCUCAGUUCUGAGUGAUCCUAAAGUAAAACAAGCCUUGAGCCCAAUAAAAUUUAACAGAUGGGAUCUCCCAGAAGUAGAUCCAGAAACUAUGCAAACCAGUGAACCAUGGGUGUUUGCAGGUGGUGAUAUCAUUGGUGUGGCUAACACUACAGUGGAGUCAGUGAACGAUGGAAAGCAAGCUUCCUGGUACAUUCACAGAUAUAUACAGUCAGAAUAUGGAGCUUCAGUUCCUGCCAAGCCUGAACUACCCCUCUUUUACACUCCUAUUGAUCUGGUGGACAUUAGUGUGGAAAUGGCUGGAUUGAAGUUUAUAAAUCCUUUUGGUCUUGCUAGUGCAACUCCAGCUACCAGCACAUCAAUGAUUCGAAGAGCUUUUGAAGCUGGAUGGGGUUUUGCCCUAACCAAAACUUUCUCUCUUGAUAAGGACAUUGUGACAAAUGUUUCACCCAGAAUCAUCCGGGGGACCACCUCUGGCCCUGUGUAUGGCCCUGGACAAAGCUCCUUCCUGAAUAUUGAGCUCAUCAGCGAGAAAACGGCUGCAUAUUGGUGUCAAAGUGUCACUGAACUAAAGGCUGACUUCCCAGACAACAUCGUGAUUGCCAGCAUCAUGUGCAGUUACAACAAAAGCGACUGGAUGGAACUCUCAAAAAUGGCUGAGGCUUCUGGAGCAGAUGCCCUGGAGUUAAAUUUGUCCUGUCCACAUGGCAUGGGAGAAAGAGGAAUGGGCCUGGCCUGCGGGCAGGAUCCAGAGCUGGUGCGGAACAUCUGUCGCUGGGUUAGGCAAGCAGUUCAGGUUCCCUUUUUUGCCAAGUUGACCCCAAAUGUCACUGAUAUUGUAAGCAUCGCAAGAGCUGCAAAGGAAGGUGGUGCAGAUGGUGUUACAGCCACCAACACUGUCUCGGGUCUGAUGGGAUUAAGAGCUGAUGGUACGCCUUGGCCAGCAGUGGGUACUGGAAAGCGGACCACAUAUGGAGGAGUGUCUGGGACAGCGAUCAGACCUAUUGCUUUGAGAGCUGUGACCUCCAUUGCUCGUGCUUUGCCUGGAUUUCCCAUUUUGGCCACCGGUGGAAUUGACUCUGCUGAGAGUGGUCUUCAGUUUCUCCACAGCGGUGCUUCAGUCCUGCAGGUAUGCAGCGCUAUUCAGAAUCAGGAUUUCACUGUGAUUGAAGACUACUGCACUGGCCUUAAAGCUCUGCUUUAUUUGAAAAGCAUUGAAGAACUGCAAGACUGGGAUGGGCAGAGUCCAGCCACCGUGAGUCACCAGAAGGGGAAACCAGUUCCACGUAUUGCUGAACUCACCGGAAAGAAACUGCCAAGUUUUGGACCUUAUCUUGAGCAGCGCAAGAAAAUCAUAGCCGAGAACAAGAUUAGACUGAAAGCACAAAAAGCACCUUUUUCACCACUUGAGAAAAACUAUUUUAUCCCCAAAAAGCCUAUUCCUACCAUCAAGGAUGUGAUUGGAAAAGCACUGCAGUACCUUGGAGCGUAUGGUGAAUUGAGCAGCCUAGAGCAGGUUGUGGCUAUGAUUGAUGAAGAAAUGUGUAUCAACUGUGGCAAAUGCUACAUGACCUGUAAUGACUCCGGCUACCAGGCUAUACAGUUUGAUCCAGAGACACACCUUCCCACUGUUACUGACACCUGUACAGGCUGUACUCUGUGUCUCAGUGUCUGCCCUAUUAUCGACUGCAUCAAGAUGGUUUCCAGGACAACCCCUUAUGAACCAAAGAGAGGCUUACCCUUAGCUGUGAAUCUGGCGCGUUAAGGUGAUUUGUGAAACAGGUGCCACGAACUUCGAUGUCACCCACAUGAUGCUGAUCUUUUAAAAUAACAAUUCUUUAAAAUAGUGUUCAGUUCUUCUAAAUUAAAACAAAUAUAUACUUUCUAAGUUCUAAGCAAAAUGUUAUCAUUUUUAAAUAAAUUCCUAACUAAACAAUGUCUAAGGCCAGUGACCAUGCAAUUAGUGGUCAUAAAAUAGAAUAAUUCUUUCCUGAGGAUAGCCGUUGAGUAAUUGUGUAGUACUUAAUUGGCUGUUCACCAUCAGUUGUCUAUUGUGAAAAAUUAACUUUUUUGUGGUGAUUAAUGUGACAGUUUCCAAAUUGCUCUAUUGCUAUGUUCCAUCUUUGAUUUCUCAUUUUAAGUGAAAUUAAGUAUUUGAAACAAAGUACAUUUUAACAUGCAUGAAAAUUUUUCCAAGGAAACAUUUUCUAAUUAAAAAUAGCCUUUAAUUUUACACUGUUUCUAAGAAAUAUAAUUAAUUCCAUGAAGACAAAUGAAGAAAGUCAAAUAAUUAUUUACCAUGGCAGGAAAAGAACGUCUAUAGAACUGUAAGACCCCGUUCUUUGAAGUAGCUUCUUUUCGGCGCUGACUACUGAAAAUGAAAAUAUUUACUAACUGAAUACCAUUCCUCACACAUGCCUGAGACAGAUGUCCAAACUCCUUUACCAGUGAACCAAUCUGACAUUCUUCUUUAGCUAUUUAAACUGAUUCUAAUAAAGCUAUUGGCUCUAGCUUUGGUGAAAGUCUCUCUUUUGCAAAGCACAGAAUUGCUCUGUUGGCUUUUAAUGGUGGCCCUCGUGAUUAUAGUAAUUAAUGUUUAAACAAAGCCCAAAUUAUACAGUGCUGAGUCAUGUGCUUCAUUAUUCAAGAAAGAAAAAUAUUGUAUUGAUAAUCUAUAGUAAAUGUGAAAAACCAGACUACUCUCUAUUUCAGUGUUUAGGUUUAAUUUCAACAGGAGUGGAAUAAAAAAGAAAUAUAUAUUUUCUGUUACUGCUAAAUACUAUUUUUGUAUUUCUCUAUUUUUAUAAUCCAUAAAUAGCAUCAUAUAAAUUCAUGUAUCUCCUCUUCAUGGCAUAUUUGAAUAUGAAUCUAUAAGGACUAGAUCAGAAAGUACUCAUCGAUGGUGACCAAUGCAAGAUUUAAAAAAAUGAAAUGUUCGUGUACUUUUAGAACUCCAUAUUUACCUCAAAAUCUAUAUGACUGAAUACUAUCAAAUAAAAUCUCAUGAAGCAUUCUAAA
Molecule: messenger RNA, 4407 nt
Organism: Tupaia belangeri chinensis (Chinese tree shrew)
Lineage: Eukaryota; Metazoa; Chordata; Mammalia; Scandentia; Tupaiidae
Gene: DPYD
Product: dihydropyrimidine dehydrogenase
Exons: 23
Coding region: 77-3154 (1025 amino acids)
Biological process (GO): uracil catabolic process; thymine catabolic process
Cellular component (GO): cytoplasm; cytosol
Molecular function (GO): NADP binding; iron-sulfur cluster binding; dihydropyrimidine dehydrogenase (NADP+) activity
Source: RefSeq, a predicted model, not a curated record